Phyllotreta striolata is the source of this 3405-nucleotide messenger RNA. The record is from the annotation of a GenBank genome assembly. NCBI's taxonomy places the organism in Eukaryota, Metazoa, Arthropoda, Insecta, Coleoptera, Chrysomelidae.
AUGCCGCGGCUAUCGAGAGGGAGGACCGUAAAAGAGGCCGGCACCGGCGUACCAUCCAGUAUUAUCGACUGCAUUCAAACGGUGCUCGGUGCGGUAGGUGCCAAGAUGAAACCCGUAAAAAACUCCAUGUGGUGGCUUCUGUUUGUGUGCGCGGUUUUCCAUCGGACGAAAGCUCAGCUCAUCGGCGCACACCCGCAAUUCGCUCCCAACAUCGACAGGAGCACGAGACUUUCACCGCAACAACAAGGCCAGAUACUGAGCGAUAUCCAGCAGCACCAGCACAGGUUCCAGGUGUCGCAGAACUUCGACCAGCAGAACUUCCACAACCAGAACCACCAGCGGCAGAACUUCCAGCCGAACCCGUUCCAGCUGAACGCGCAGGAGGACUUCGCGCGCGCCGAGUUGCUCAACACCCUGCCCUUGCUCAAGUCCAUUCCGUCGAGCGUGGUUCCCACUCCGCAGCAGAACUUCCAGCAGGUAUCCUCGCCGACUGUCCUGACCCCGACCAACCGGAUUUCGUUUCCCAAACAACAGCCCACGGAGGCCGCCAAGCCGCUGGUUCAACACCUCACGCAGACCAAUUUUCAAGCGGCGCGCCAGCUGAACCCGUUCGGACCGCAGUUCGUCCAGCCGAGGCCCACGACCGAUCCGAUAGCGGUCAUUGAGGAGCAGAUUAAGCUUUUGGAUCCCGAGAAGCACAAGGCGAAGAUCCAGGAGUUGCGAGAGAAGCAAGGGAUCAUCGAAAAGCACAAUAAAUUCGUCGAGCGACAAUACGAGAAGGCUUUAAGGAAAGCCCAAGACGACCACCAGGAGUUCGUCGAGAAGCAAAGGGACCAGAAGAAGCAAUUGUAUCAAAGAUUGUACAAAACGAACAACGACAACUUCCAACAACCGCAAUCGCAACCGAGGUUUUUGUACCCAGAAGAAGUAAAUUUAUUCGAACAAGCGGUUAAGCAGUAUUACAUCGAACACCCAACUACUACUACAACUACAACCACUACAACAACUACAACUCCUAAACCUAUCAAAAAAUCAUCGAUUCCAAUAAAAUUGCCGAAUUUCCUGCCCACAGCCCUGCCUCAAUCUAAAAUCAAAACAAUCCAAUCCCUAGACGAUUUAAGUCAAUUGCAAAAGGAGUACAAAUCUCAAAGGAUUCGCAAAGACGACUUGCUGGAACAGCUUAGAUUAGCCAUAAGCAGAAGUCAAGAAGACGAAAAUAAUAAAAACCUUACAUCCAGGGAAAUUUCGCUAUCAAACGGUAAAAGAAUUCAAUUCAUUACAACCGAUAACGAGGCCAAACUACCGAAGGGGAAGCAACAAGAAAUAACUCUACCAGACGGUAAGAAAAUUUCAAUACUCAGACCUGAUGAUUCCGAAGAGAAAAGUAACGAAGAAGUAACGCUACCAAGCGGGCAUCAAGUGCAAAUAAUUCGAACCAGCGAUCCUAAUGCGAUUCCAAAGAGCGUUGGUGGAGUUCCGCAAGAAAUAACAUUACCAAACGGCCAGAAAGCACAAAUAAUUACCAGCCAGAAAAAUUCAGCUAACGAACCGACGCCUAUCGAUGAAAUUGUCCUUCCAAAUGGAGAAAAAGUGGAACUGAUUAAAACAUCAGACCCCAAUUUAAUAUCCGACGGGAUCAAAUUAGAACCUGGAAGCGAUUUGGAAAAAUUGGUUUUCGCCAGAACUACUACCACUAUCAAACCUCCGAUGGCCGUUUUAAAGGAACUUACCAAGAACGUGGCACCUUCGAAUUACGAACUGCUUAAAACAGGAGCCAGCGGCAACUUAGAAUCCAUCUCUAAAAACAUAUCGAAAGAAAAGAAAGUAACUUUUGUACUUCUCGAAGAACAAAGUGAUGGUACACUCAAAGUGCAAGGAGUCAAAGGAAACGACAAAGACAAAACAGUAGACAUCGACGCCUUGCUUAAUAAGAUAAAAAAAGGAGAAAUUAAAUUACCCGACAAUCUUAGCACAACCACUAAAAAACCCGAUGUUUCUUCUACCGCCAGGACCAUGCAAAGCUCGACUUUAAGGCCGAUCCAAGCCACCAUCACACCAAAUUCAUUUGCAACCGAAGAGCCUCAACAUUACUUCUCUACAACCGGUUUUGCCUCGGAAGAAUCCAGCGUGCCAGCGAUUAAAACCAACAUCGGUACGCAAAUAGUAGCUUCAUCUACCAUUGGCCCGUACUUCUCUAGUAGUACAACCUCCAGGAGUCAAAAGAAGACAAGAACGCCCCACAUCCUGAAUAAUCCUUCAAACGAUUUAUUGAAUCAAGCUUCCAACGUACAACCGUCUUCAAGUAAAAAUCUAUUAACGCCACAUUCAACUGAUGUUACCAUUCAACAGAGCGUAACACCUAGUGUUAACCUGUUUCCCAUACAAGAAACCUUUACUUCACCUGAUACUCAGAAAGAGGAACUUACUGAAAUUUUAAAGAAACACAACUUAUUCGCUAUGUCUAAAUUCUUGAAGCAAUCAGGGUUAGAUUCGAUUUUAAACGAAACAGGACCUUACACCAUAUUCGUUCCUACUGAUAAGGCUUUCAGGACUUUGUUAAUUCAGUUAGGAGGGCCCGAAAAAGCUGAGGAGAAAUUCAAGGAAAACCCGAGACUUCUGAGCGGGCUUUUACUGCACCACGUGAUACCAGGUGCAUUCAAAAUAAGUUCUCUACAGGACGAAAUGACUGGAGUUUCUUUGGCCGGAACGCAAUUGCGCGUUAAUCAGUACAAGAUGCACGAUAAAGAAUGGAACGAUGUUAAAGUAACUACAAUAAACGGGGCCAAAGUUUUGGAUGAAAACCAAGAUAUCGAGAUACCCCAAGGUAUCGCCCACUCUGUAGACAGGGUGAUGUUCCCUUUGCCAGUAGGCGAUAUCGUUCAAACACUUCAAUCAGACAGGGAGAGGAGAUUUACCAGCACCUUACGGGCUAUUUUCGCUUCAGGUUUAGAUGAGAUGUUGCAAGGAUCUAAAAUCUUCACACUUAUCGCCCCAACGGAGAAGGCUUUUGCAGGAUUGUCAGUGGAAGAUCUGAACAAACUCGUUACCGAUAAAGAAUUGGCCAAGGAAUUGAUUUUAAAACAUUUAGUUGUUGGUACGCUUUACACUAAUGGCAUGAGAUACUACCAAAUAAAAGACAGCCUUAUGCAAGAUCGACCAAUUACUUUCAGCAAACAAACAGGUAAAGUCAAGAUUAAUAAUAACUUAUUAUCGACACAGAACAUACCAGCAACCAACGGUGUCAUACAUGCCAUAGAUACCCUUCUCUAAAUUAAACAUUUGUUUUGAAUUUGAGUAAAUUCACCAGUUUUUCAUAGUUUGGUAAUUACUUCAUUGUUUGAUUAAAAAUGUGAAAAUCAAUAUUUUUAAAAUUUAAAAUAUUUGUUGGAAGGAAUAGGAGAGUUC